Molecule: messenger RNA, 2822 nt
Organism: Solea senegalensis (Senegalese sole)
Lineage: Eukaryota; Metazoa; Chordata; Actinopteri; Pleuronectiformes; Soleidae
Product: TGF-beta receptor type-2-like
Exons: 7
Coding region: 229-1893 (554 amino acids)
Biological process (GO): heart development; transforming growth factor beta receptor signaling pathway; protein phosphorylation
Cellular component (GO): signaling receptor complex; plasma membrane
Molecular function (GO): activin binding; SMAD binding; ATP binding
Source: RefSeq, a predicted model, not a curated record
GAUUUCCUGUUUCAUGAAGAGUGCACAUACAUACUCUGAGUCAUUUAGGGCAAGUCCUGCCUGGUGUGUUUACUCUGCUUUUUUCUUCCCGGAGCUGUGGAGGCGUUCCUUUUUUAAAAAAGAGGGGAACAAGAAAGAGAGAAAGAGAGAAAGAGAGAGCAACUGUCGGACCGAAGAAAGUCCACGACGUGUGGAUAUUAAACCCGUUAUCAAGGCUUCGGUUAAUUAAUGAGAAAGAGGGAAGUGUAUAUAGUCCGUGUCUUUAUGGAGCUACUUCGGUUUUCCGCUUUUUGGUGUGGAACGAUACUGUUUGGUAGUAUCCUGCUUCAGCAGACUGAGGCCUUUAUCAUAAAGAUGAAGCGGCUGUGCAAGUUCUGUGACGUGCGGGCGACCACCUGCACGGGUAAAGGCAUCUGUAAGGUGGAGUGCAACAUCACGUCCAUCUGCCCCCACGAUGACGACGUCUGCGUCAGUAUUUGGAGGAGGAAAGUUGACAACAUCACCUUUGACACCGUCUGCCACAACCCGGCUCAGAAGCUGUACGGCCUGGUCUUGGAGGAUUACAACAACAGCAAGUGUGAGAUGAAAGAAAGAAAGGGCAUGGGCUCAGAGUUCUUCAUCUGCUCUUGCUCCGAGGACGAGUGCAAUGAACGCAUCUUUUUUAACUCAAACAAGGAUUCCCCUGUGGUUGAAGUCAUCUUAGUGAGCCUGGUGCCUCUGCUGGUCAUGGCUGUUGUCGUCAUCACUUCCUUCUACUGCUAUCGCGUUUACCGCCAGCGACAAGCCAGCUCCAGGCGCAAGAAGGGCCCGCCGCUGGACUUCAGCGACGCCCGCGCCAUCAUGAUCGACGACGAGCGUUCGGACAGCAGCUCCACGCUCGCAAACAACCUCAACCACAACACCGAGCUGCUGCCCAUCGAGCUGGACGUCCAGGUCGGAAAGGGCCGCUUUGCAGAAGUCUACAAGGCCAAGCUGAAGCAGGGCUCCGCGGUCAGCGAGGAGCAGGGCUUCGAGACCGUGGCCGUCAAGAUCUUCCAGUACGAGGAGUACGCGUCGUGGAAAAACGAGAAGGACAUCUUCUCAGACGCGGACCUGAGGCAUGAGAACGUGCUCCACUUCCUGACCGCCGAGGAGCGGAAGGUGCAGAGACAGUACUGGCUGAUCACAGCCUACCACCCGAGAGGGAAUCUCCAAGAAUACCUGAGUCAUCAUAUCAUCAGCUGGCAGGACCUGCGCGUGCUCGGGAGCUCGCUGGCGUGCGGCGUGGCUCACCUUCACAGCGACCACACGUCCUGCGGUCGAUACAAGGUCGCCAUCGCACACAGGGACAUUAAGAGCUCCAACAUACUUGUGAAGAGCGACCUCACCUGCUGCCUGUGUGACUUUGGCCUCGCACUGCGGCUGGACAGCAAUCUGUCUGUGGACGAGCUGGCCAACAGCGGGCAGGUGGGAACAGCCAGGUACAUGGCUCCAGAGGUGCUGGAGUCAAGAAUCAACCUAGAAAACAUCGAGUCUUUCAAACAGGCCGACGUUUACUCCAUGGCUCUCGUACUGUGGGAGAUCAUCUCCAGGUGCAGCGCGAUCGGAGAGGUGAAAGAGUACGAGCCUCCCUUCGGGAACCUGAGGGAACACCCGUGUGUGGAGAGCAUGAAGGACAGCGUUCUCCGGGACAGAGGGAGACCUGAGAUCCCCAACAGCUGGAUCAACCACACGGGCAUCCAGAUGGUGUGCGCCUCCAUAGAGGACUGCUGGGACCACGACCCGGAGGCCCGUCUCACAGCCCAGUGUGUCGCCGAGCGCUUCGACGACAUGGAGUAUCUGGACAAGCUGUCGGACCGCUCGGACUCGGAGGAGAAGAUCCCUGAAGAAAUCUUUGUUGUGGACGAGAAGUAGAGCCUUACAGACACACUGCCGCCCCCACCAGGGCGGGUGAGGAAUCACAGCUUCCACUGGAGGCUUUUUGUGAUUCAUUCCAGAUACUGGAUCAGAUCAGAUGGAGGAGCUUUCCUGGAAAAGUGAACUGACGCCAGAGAGAGAGAGAGGAUCGCUGCAGUAUCAACAUCAGGACCAACAUGCAUAUGAAAACCAAUGAAAGACCUUUUUUUACACUUCUUUUUUUGUUUUAUGCUUUAAAGACUGGAUCAAAGCCACAAACAGACAGGGAAUUCACAUUAUUAAGCUUUUAUAACCAAAUACUAUUUGCACUUUAUCAAUUUCUAUGCACACCAAAUGUGCGUGUGUGUAUUCAAUGUCGAUAUUCUCGUUUUGGCAAUACAUUUCAGGUAUAGGACUUUAAAGGGACAGCAUGGACACACAGGUUUUCAGCCUUCAGAGGCAAAAUAUGGGUGUUUUUCCACCAGUUUGUCAGAACUGAAGAAGCCGCCGACAGCUUACUACAGAAGACUGAGGAGCUUCACAGACAAGGAAAUGGAAAAUAUUAAGACGUCUAAUAACACUAGUGAUAAAUGUGACAUAAACAGUAUUGGACUGUCCACUUACAUGUGUCUCUGUAAGUGGUGCAGCGCUGGAUGGACGGCCAUAAAAAUCUCUUUAUAGGAAUCGACAAUCUGUUCACCUUUUACCAAAGGAAUACAAGGUGAAGUGUCUGUGUGUGUGUGUGUGUGAACGUGCAAUUUUCCUGUUAGAUUUAAGGACUAGAAUCAGAGAAUAACGGAGCGCGACACAGUAUCUUUGAAGACCUCGAACAGCUGAACUUGUUUAUAAGCAUUUUAUUACAGAAAAGGGAACAAUGAUCUUGUUUUCAUAUAAGAAAGUUUUGUAUAGAAGUGUAAAAAUCAUAAUUAAAUAAUAUCUUGUACGUA